UUUGCACAACUGUCAUUUAAAUUUGAAAAUAAUAGUUCAAAAUCGGUUUAAAUAUUUCAAUUGUGAUUUACACAUAUUCUAAUUAUUAAAACUGGAUUGAACCAUUGUUUAGUUUGUGUUGUGACAAACGACAACAAACGUUUUAUAUAACCUCAAAUGGUACCUAAAAUUUAGUACAGCGAGUAACAAAGAAGUUUGGGAUUUUGGGGCUCCGCAGUAUGUUUGGGAGUGUUUUGGAUACGUUUUAAGUUGUUAACAUGGCCGGGGACAUCGAGGAGCUUCUACAAUUAUAUAAGUUGCAAAUAGCCGAAGACAAGAAACGACUGGGGCUGCCGGCACGCAAUGAUGAAGUGGACAAGAGCCAAAAUUGUGAUAAUGAACACCAACAGAACAAUAAUGUACAACAAUCAACAGAAAACAAGGAAAAUCAACCACUGAAUCGUGAACUAUCCUUGAGCAACAACAACAAAAAUCUGCCGAUAAUCGAGCGACUUGAUUUAAGUAGUAAUGAAGGCGCUUUAGGGAAGACAGCUUUUGAGAGAGCGGAUGAGAGCGGAGGCGGGCGCACGAUGCUGCGGUACGGCGAGUACAGCCCCAACAAUCCCCAACUAAGGGUGUCGGCGGCUCCGUACCUCGGACUCGGAGAGUAUGAGCAAAGGCGCAACGUGUUCCAGCAGAAGCGGCGGGCCGAGUAUCUUCAACACUUGUCCAAGAGCGAGAUUAAUGUUAAAAAUUGUAAUUUAACGAGGAACGUGGCGACGCGGGCCGUACAAACCGAUUUACAGAAUAUUCAUUGCCCUUUAGUACAGUAUGACAGCCAUACACCGGAAAAGGAGCUAAAUCCGUACGUCUCGACGUCUUUUAUGCAAAACAAUCGCAACCUAUCUCCGUACCGCGCAGACCAAAGACUAGCCAGCGCUCAAAAUGCCUUAUUGAGACCAGAAAUGGAUAAACCGAAGAGUAUUUUGUCGAACAGGCGCACCGGUAGUCCGAGAGAGAGAUUGCUGUCUGAUUUGAAGCAUUCGUACACACCUAGUUUCAUGGACGGGUUCAGUUAUCAGGACCGGGCCGAGGAGUUGGAGAGGGAAAGGAUCAAGCGGGACAAUUAUCAGAGGGAACUAAGGCUGCAGAUCGAGGAGAAGCGGAGACUGCAAGCGAUGCGGGAGGAGCAGGAGAGGAGGGAACAAGAACUGGAGAACCGGAGGCUGGAGCAGCAGUUGCUGAGGAUGCAGGAGGAGCAAGCCGUCGAAGAACAACGAAGGUGUCGCAGAGAUGAACAGAUGCGCCGCCACAGCGAGGACCUCUUGCGGCGAAAGCACGAACUGCAGUCCCGCUUUCGCAAGCAUACCGAUUCCGAAAGUAGCGUGACAAGUCUUCGAAACACCAACGUUGCCUCAAAAGCUCUAUCGCAUUAUUCUCCCCCCGUCUCCCGUCGCAACCCGUACUCCUUCAAUAUACCAUCCAGUUCUGUGUUCGCCGAUACUACGCCUAGCAGCAGGUACGCUCCGAACCGCUUCGACUCGUACUAUCGCAAGGACACGCUGAACAGGAUGGACUCGCUAGCCACAUAUGAUACUCAUCGUAGAUUUAAUAAUGCUUUCAGUCGUUACGACUCGUUGAGUAGAAUAGAUUCGUUAAAUCGCCAAGAUGCGUUGAAUAGAAUAGAAUCGUUGAAUAUUCAAGAUAGUUUAAGUCAUGUACAACGUAGGCACAGCGCCACACAGCAGGACCUGAGCCUGAUACGGAAAAGUCCGAAACUCCAAAGAAGGAGCAGUUCGAGUCGGUUCGAAGACACUCUUCCCAUACCAGUAUUGAAAGCGCACUCGCCAGUUGCCAAAGAACUGAAGAACUCGGUUCCGUUCAACUCCAGUCGGUCGGACGCUGUUAGGAAAUUAGAAGACAAGUGGCAGAUCCCCGCCGUACAGAAAAACAUCAUCAACCACGGGGACCCGCUCCGGGACGGUCAAGGAAGGAGUAUCCUCACCCAAUUGGGCGCCAUCAGGAUGCAGCUUCAACAAGAACAGUUGCGAAUGGACGAGACGUUACGUAAACGCGAUAUUACACAAUCCAAGGCUGUUGAUUUUCAUUGAAAAUAACACAUUUUACAUCGAGUUAUAAAAUUGAAUCAUAGUUAUUUUAUAUAUUGUUAGAACUUGUCUUUAUAUUUAUAAUUGAGAUAGAAUAGAAACGUUGAGAAUGACUGA
Molecule: messenger RNA, 2204 nt
Organism: Zophobas morio
Lineage: Eukaryota; Metazoa; Arthropoda; Insecta; Coleoptera; Tenebrionidae
Product: trichohyalin
Exons: 10
Coding region: 258-2090 (610 amino acids)
Biological process (GO): positive regulation of cytokinesis
Cellular component (GO): centrosome; microtubule; spindle pole
Source: RefSeq, a predicted model, not a curated record